AAAGCGACAAGCAGCUGAGCUGACCUGAGUGCUGAGCUGAGUUCAAUUUUGUAAUUUUGAUUUGUUCAUUUCAAUUUAUUCUGCAAGUGCAUUGAAUAAUACAAUGAAUUUAUUUUUCUUGUUCUCAGUUUUUAAUUAAUUAGUAGUUGAAUUACUGUAUUUAUAUAGCUUUACGUGUAGCAAUUGUUCUUGGUUUGAUUUCUGCAGGUUUGCAAGUCGACUUGUAAAUUUGUUAUGGCAACGUUCAAGAAACCCAAACGAAAUUUGCGGAAGCGGGGCGAGUUGGGAUUUUCAGAUGAAAAUGACUCUGAGGAUAAAUCUAACAGUUCUGAUGGAUUCAGUUUUGUCAAAAAACCAGAUAAAAAAUUGAAAAAAGAACUUACAAAAACAUCAGUUCUUAGUUUUGGUGAGGAAUUGGAUGAAGGUGACGAUGGAGAGAUUUUCCAGGUUAAAAAAUCCUCUCACAGUAAAAAAAUCAGAAAACAGCUUGAUAAAGAGAAGAAAAAGAAAAAAGAUGCCAAAUCCGAUGACUCGAAAGACAAUAAAACAAACGUCAAGGAAAUAUUGGUAGACGAUGAAAUAACAAUAAAAAUAAAGAAUCCUAUCAAUGUACCCAAAGUAUUGAAUGGUCGGGAAGCUCUAGCAACUUUGAGUGAAAGCUCAGAUGAGGAAGAGGGAGCUACGAAACAUGGUACAAUGAGGCACAAAUUCUCUCAUUCGGAUCAAAUGAAGCAACUUUUAAGACGAGGCUGUAUCCCAGACGCUGCUAUGAUUCACGCGGUCAGAAAAAGGAGACAGGAAGCUCGAGAAUUGGGAGUCGAGUAUAUUCCCCUUAACGAGAAUAAUGGACAAGAGAAAGAGAGUAAAACAGACAUGAUGAAUGCGAACUCUCGACUAGUGCGAGAGGAUGACGAAGGUAGUGAUGACGAGGAGAAAAUCAUCAAAAUGUCGGUGCAUUCAGCGGUGGCUGACAAAGAGAGACGAAGAGAAGCAUUCGCCGCAGCGCAGGACGAUCAAUAUGAGCAAGGUCAUGAUGAUGUUGACAAAGAUGAUGAAUGGGAAAAGCAACAGAUAAGGAAGGGUGUCACAGGAGCACAGUUGGUUGCUGUACAACAGGAGAAUUUCUAUUACCAGCAGUUUAUGAUGCAACAAACGUCAGCACCGUCGUCAAUAUCCAAUAUGGCGGCUGCGCAACCGGAAAUCCCCCCCACCACCAUCACCACCACCUCCUUUCCCACUCACCCCCCUACCGAUGCCAACACUGCCAUUGAUCCUCCCUCUGUUGUCAAGAAAAUGAAAGACAGAUUGGCGGAUAUGAAAGAGGUGCACCGGCGACACUACCUCGACUGUGACUCGAUGCGCAGAGAGAUGGAAGCACUGAGCUUGGAGCGAGAGCGCCUGCGCGAGGAUGGCCCGAGGCUGGCGGACAAGUUCCGCUUUUACCAAGAUUUGCGUGGGUAUGUCACAGACUUGGUAGAGUGUCUUGAUGAGAAGGUUGUGAUUUUGCUGGCUUUGGAACAGCGUCUGCUGUCUAUAUACAAAAAGCGAUGCACUGAUCUAAUGGCGAGACGCCGUCAGGAUGUUAAGGACCAGGCUGAAGAACUUGCCACUUCUGCUUCUAAGCCUUCGAUGAGGGAUGAAGAGAGGGUGCGCCGGGCGGCAGAGAGAGAGGGAAGACGCAUCAGACGAAUGCGCCUGCGCGAACAGAAGGCAGUGACCAAUGGUGGCAAGCACAUGGAUGGCAUGUCCAGUGACGACGAGGUCACCGAAAUGGAAGCCGCUGCUUUCAGGACACAGAAAGAAACUGUGGAGCAAGAUGCUAAACAUGUGUUUGAAGAUGCUCUGGAUGAUUUUGCCACAGUUGGAGGAAUUUUAGAAAGGUUUGAAAGCUGGAAGGAAACUGAUUUAGAUGCUUACACCGAAGCUUAUGUCAAUCUAUGUUUACCGAAAGUUCUUGGGCCUUUGAUCAGGCUGAAUAUCUUGAUGUGGAACCCUUUAAGUCAGGCUGGCAAUGAUUUGGAAAGAACAGCUUGGUAUGUGAGCCUACUGAACUAUGGAAUAAAGAAUUCGGAAACAGAAGAUUCUCUGAAAUCUGAUCCCGACCUGCAAUUAAUACCUAGAGUAUUUGAAAAAAUUAUUGUACCGAAACUGAACCAGCUUGUAGAUGCCAGCUACGAUCCAAUAUCCACAUCUCAAUCGCUAUCACUUGUGCAAAUAGUAUCCAACCUGAUCCAGCUCUACCCGACACUGAGCGCCGAAAGCAAGAAUCUAAACACACUGCUGAACACAAUCGUGUUGAAACUGAGAAAUUCGAUUGAGAACGACGUGUUCAUUCCGAUCUUCCCGAAGCAGAUGAUGGAGGGGCGCAUGAACUACUUUUUCCAGCGCCAGUUCGCGAUGGCAGUGAAACUGCUGAGCAACAUUGUCAGGUGGCAGGGAAUCGUCAGCGAUGAGAUCAUUUUCGAACUGGCGCUCGAUUCGCUGCUCAAUCGCUAUCUGCUGCUGGCCAUUCGCAUCAGUGAGCCUUUCCAGGCUGCCGUCAAGUGUUAUAUGGUCAGUAGUGCUUUACCGAAAGUUUGGCUCCAACCGGAUAAUACACCUAAACAGUUGAAAUCUCUGAUAGAUCAGGCAAAUACGAUCUCCGAACAGUUGGAUCAAACAAGGCCACUAGCCAGAGACGCUGUAGACAAAUUGAGCUGCCUCCUGAGGUUAGUGACUUGAUCAAUGAACAUUGAAACCCCCUUUUAUUGUAAGUGACUUUUUAUUUUUAUACCAUCAAGGAACAAGUGUGGUGCAACGUUUCUGCGAUUACAUUCAUCAAAGUAGUGAGUUGUGUUUACAAAUAGUUUUGGAAUGGACUCUCUACCAUUGCUAUGAACUAUGUUAUAUGUUUAAAACAUCAUCAUUAUAGUUUAUUCUUAAACCAGGUAAAUGAAUGAAAAUCCUCAUUUCUCAUACUUAUAUGUUAAAUUCUAAUACUCAUGUUUACAAUAAAAUCGUUCAUUCUAUUCCAAUUCUAUUUUUAAAAUUGUAUUUUUGAAUUUUCAUUUAAUGCAGAAAAAGUAAUAUAUCUUCUUUUAGUGAAAGUAGAUGAUAAUAAUUAAUCACUGUAGAUUUGACAAUUAUUUUAUUUCAUCUGCCAGUUAUACUAUUCUAAAUCUCUUUAAAAUUUCAAAUGACUUUAUUCUAAAAUUGUUUACUUGUACCGAGUGAUAUUGAUUUUUUUUUGAAUUUGAUGUUAAUUUCCCGAUAUUUGGUUGGUUAUCUGCCAGUUAUACUAUAAUUCAAAAUCUCUUGAAAAUCUCAAAUGAAUUUAUUCUAAAAUUUUAAAUUUGUACCGAAUGAUAUUGAUUUUUAAAAAGUUGAUGUUAAUUUCCUGAUAUUCGGUUAGUUAUCUGCCAGUUAUACUAUAAUUCCAAAUCUCUAAUUCAAAUUUUAUUCUAAAAUUUUGAAUUUGUACCGAAUGAUAUUGAUUUUUUAAAUUUGAUGUUAAUUUCCUGAUAUUCGGUUAGUUAUCUGCCAGCUAUAAUAUUCAAAAUCUCUUAAAAAUCUCAAAUGAAUUUAUUCUAAAAUUCUAGCCGAAUGAUAUUGAUUUUUUAAAAGGUGAAGUUAAUUUGCUGAUAAUCUGUAAAAUAUUUCAAUUUUUUAUAUUCGUAUCUGAAAUUUUUAAUUAAUUUACAGUUAACGUUAGCUCAUAAUUGUUCUAUUUAAUGCUCUUAUCUGCUAAUUUAAAUUUCUAAGUUCAAGGGAAAAAUUAUAAUUAAAAUAACCAAUACACACGUAUUGCUUGAAUUUGUAAAUAGCGUAUUAAAUUUAUUCAUUGCUGAUUGAAUU
Messenger RNA from Nilaparvata lugens (brown planthopper), 3834 nucleotides. Its product is annotated as PAX3- and PAX7-binding protein 1. Lineage: Eukaryota; Metazoa; Arthropoda; Insecta; Hemiptera; Delphacidae. Gene Ontology annotation, cellular component: nucleus. The coding region runs from base 235 to 2721 and encodes 828 amino acids. Gene Ontology annotation, molecular function: DNA binding. Gene Ontology annotation, biological process: mRNA splicing, via spliceosome. The transcript has 15 exons. The record is from RefSeq and is a predicted model, not a curated record.